Messenger RNA from Sitodiplosis mosellana (orange wheat blossom midge), 3503 nucleotides. Its product is annotated as CD151 antigen-like. The transcript is spliced from 5 exons. Gene Ontology annotation, cellular component: membrane. The record is from RefSeq and is a predicted model, not a curated record. Lineage: Eukaryota; Metazoa; Arthropoda; Insecta; Diptera; Cecidomyiidae. Bases 2266 to 3123 code for a protein of 285 amino acids.
AGUUCAUUCGGCGAAUCCGCACCAAAAACAUCGUUUCAUUUAGUCUCUUCCAGUUUGUUUCAUCGGAUUCUUUUUUGCGCUUCAGAACAGAAUUCAUUCGGAUCGGGAUAUGAUUUUUACGAAAAUUUCAUAGCCAUUAAUUAUAACGCAACAGAUUUAUUGAGCGUGUUGAAUGUAAUCAAUUGUUGAAAGUGCUGUUGUUUCAGUUUUUUUUUCUUCUGUGGUGUUGUUACACAUAUGUUAAGUUUGGUGUGUUAACGCAUCAGUUUUGAAGAAGAAAAAAAUAUCGGAAAUUACGAUCGUUCUAAGAUGAAGAUCAGAUUCUUUUGCUUCGAUCUAUGAUGAGAUCACAUGCCGUCUUGAACUGAGUUCUAUGGAGUGAUAAUAAUAAUUGAUAUUUUGAAUAAGAUGCUGAGUGUGUAUCAACUGAAAUUGUUGAAAUUCAGUCCGAAUUUUGAGAUUUCAUCAAAGUAUACCCGGCAAUACAAACAACAAAAUGAACAGUUUAAUCAGUUUGUUCGCACAAAUUGUAUUCAGAUUGUCUUUUUGUGUAAAAAGUAUUUUCUAAAAACGGUCGCAUUCAGAAACAGAAACUACUGGCAAUCCCAAUAAAAUCAUUUCAUAUACUAGUUUUGUGUUCAUAGUGACGAAUUGAGCGUUGGUUUAUGUAUCGAAAAGUGAUACAUUACCAUAUUAUGAAUAAUCGUUUAUUCACUGUCCACAUAUCUCCAAUGUCUUCCUAUUAAAAACCGAGUGCAAAAACGUUGUCAAUGUGAAAAGAAAUUGUGCAAAAAUGACGCAUUUUAUGGGAUCAAAUUCAACAAGGAAAUGACAAGUUUGGCCAGACAAGAUGAUAUAACUGGUUCAAGUUAAUUGUGUGUUUUUUUUUGGCAGAAAUUGAUAUUAUGGGAAUAUAUCUAUCUUGGGCCGCUUUAUGCCAAAUAACGAUUUACUUUCGAAAACAAUCGAAAUUGCGAUUGUUAUCGCGUUUUGCCUUGAAAUGUGAUCUUCCCCCUUUUUUGGUUUGUGAACGAAUUCUGUUCUUGGUUCGUCGAACGUUUGGUUAUGAACAAUAAUGAAAAAUCACACCACACGACCAAAAUUAAAAUCAAUAAAUCCAAGUUGACUAAACGCGUUUAAAUUUGGCGUAUAUAAGCGCGCGCGUGCGCGGAAAGUUCAAUCAAAAAUGCAUAGAGUAGUCGUCGUCGUCGUCGCAUAAUUAUUCUAAAACGCAUAAACUGUUUAUCGAUUGCGUUAAUGAACAGUAGCCCGCAUCUCGUUAAAAGCGGGCCGCCUUCGGCGUGCACGCACUUGUGUCAGCCGACAUCAGUUUCGGUGGCUUUUUUCACUGCAUCUGCACUUGAGCGUAAUAAAAAGCAGAUGCAAAUGUGUAAUCAGUUCAACUGUUUACAUUUGAAUCAUUUACAACCAAAGCGUAUGUUGCUGUUUUUUCUUCCCAGCAUAUGAACUGCCUUUUUUUCUUCCAUUCUCAUGUUGCUGCCGGUUCUUCAGGCGUCCACAAAAACCGUUUGAAUGCGAACGAGAUGGAAUGAGAGGGAGAAACAGAUUGAGAUGAAUACAAAAAACGAAUACAGUGAGGAGGAGAGAAAAAAAUACGAUUCCAUUAAUUCAAUGCGCAAUUCAAUUUAAAAAAACACACACUAUCUAUGAGCUCAUUGCAUGAUGUUUUUGCGUUGUGCGCACGGAACAUUGAACAAUAUGCGAUAAUUGUUUGUUAGAUUCAGUUGUACUCUCUCGUAACUACUCCGUUCGAUGUUGCUGUAGUUUUUUUUUAUUAUUAUUAUUUCAAAACUUUCUAACUCGCGUUCGACGCAAAAGAUCAAAUAGCUAGACCAAUUAAUUAUUAGUCUAGUUUUCAAUUGGAAAAACUAUGGCAAAUCAAUUGCAUCACUCGGAAAUUGUUACGCAUCUCAAACGAAAGUGAAACAGAGUAUCUGAAACAAGAAUAUAUAAGCAAAAGAAACAAUCUCUGUGUGAGAGAACACAGAACAGGCAUGACACAGUUAAAAGAACGUAUUGGAAUAAUUAUUAUUGUUCUCUCCAAAUUAGGUAUUGUGCGAUGGAUACGACGACGACGACGAACAGCGAUCAAACAUCGAUUAUGACCGAGCAAAAUAUUCGCUAUUACUCAACCAAUUAAUAAAUAUCACGUAUUCACCCCACCAUUCGAUUCAAAAAGAAUUUGAUUAGUUUGGAAUUGACAAUACGCGACGAAAUAGAGAAAUAGAUAUAAAAAAAAGCAACAUGGGAAAAACGCUAGCGGAAAGGUCGCAAAGCAGCAGCAGCAACAACAACAUCAGUGCAAAUAAUCAACAGCGACAACUGCUGAAUCAAUCAUCUAAGCCAAAGAAGAGUAUGAAGUCAAACGAUUCAAAUUGUUACAGUGCUAACUUCAUCCGAUACAUACUUCAGACAUACAACGUUCUAUUGUUUAUGUCCGGCUGUGCAAUAACAGCUGUAGCAUUAUGGUCAAUACUGUGGAAACAUCAGUAUGUCUCACUUUUGGCAACGCCAACGUACGCAUUAACCUCAUAUGGUCUGUUUGCGGCUGGCAUUUUUGCCACACUCACAGCAUUAUUCGGAUGCUACGUUGUUUGGCGUGAUCAACGCCCGUUGAUAUGCUGCUAUUCUCUUCUACUGAUUGUGGUGUUUUUGUUGGAAUUUUCGGUCGGUGCUGUGACUUAUGUGUACGAGCCUCAAGUGGAUGACGAGCUGCUCACCACACUCAAUAAAACCUUUAUGACAAACUACGGGAUCGAUGAAACUCGCACCAAUGCCAUUGACCUAAUACAACAAAAUUUUAAAUGCUGUGGAGCCGAACGUUUUGAGGAAUGGCGAAAUAGUACAUGGAAAAAUACGGAUGAUCCCACGCAAUUGAUACGUUCGAAUGUAAAUCGUGUGGUGCCGGACUCGUGUUGUAUAUCAUACCGUGAAAAUUGCGGAAAAAGUGAUCAUCCGAGUAAUAUUCCCUACACAGGGUGCAUCUAUCGAUUUAUCGACGAGACACGCGAUCAUCUCAAUAUACUUGGUGCAAUUGGCUUUGGCCUUUGCUUAAUCCAGAUGAUUGGAUUGAUUCUGUCAUGUUGUCUCUAUUUUAAGUGAUUUUUUACCAAAAAAAAAAAUUUCAAUUACUAACAGCCAAAAAGGCGAUAUGUUCCAGUCAUCACACCAACUGCCAUUUCUUCCAUUACAUAGUCUUUCAAAUUAGCUUACGAAACUUAUUUAAAUGUCACUUUUUAAGAGAAUUGUUUACAUUUUACACAUUACUGUUUGUUCCAUUUACAUUGUACGGUUUUAAUGAGAAAUAUUGUAAAGUUUUACCGAACGCAAUUAUUUAUUAACCUAAUUAAUUUAAAUAUAUCCGUAGCAUCGUAGCGAAUUAAACCAAAUCGACAUUGUAACAUAUAUUUUUAAUAUGAGAAAUCUCGAUUUUUUUUAAAUAAAUCUUGAGCCUUGAUGGUAAAAAUUUUUCCAAUAUCAUA